Molecule: messenger RNA, 1136 nt
Organism: Cyprinodon tularosa
Lineage: Eukaryota; Metazoa; Chordata; Actinopteri; Cyprinodontiformes; Cyprinodontidae
Product: transcription factor jun-D-like
Exons: 1
Coding region: 195-1019 (274 amino acids)
Biological process (GO): regulation of transcription by RNA polymerase II; regulation of cell population proliferation; regulation of cell cycle
Cellular component (GO): transcription regulator complex
Molecular function (GO): transcription factor binding; RNA polymerase II cis-regulatory region sequence-specific DNA binding; DNA-binding transcription factor activity, RNA polymerase II-specific
Source: RefSeq, a predicted model, not a curated record
ACAUAAUGGAAUUUUUGGGGGUAGAACCGAGGCCAGUUCUGGCGCUGCGCAUAGCAGACGUGCCACAGGGAGAAGACAAUGUCACGGGUACGCGGAGGAGACGCACCAGACCCGCAGAGGCGCCACACCUGAGCAUCCCCGCCGUUUCCUGUUUGGGAUGACGCGCCCCGCAGCCCCUCAUGUGAGGCUGUAGAAUGGAAGCGAGCCUCUACCCGGUCCCAGCGGCGAACAAGAUGAUGAAAAAGGAGAUCAGCCUGAAUCCGGAGGAGCAGAGCGCGGAGCUGAAGGCGAACCCACUCCGGGACGCGGGGAUUAUAAACUCGCAGGAUUUGGGACUUUUAAAACUGGCCUCUCCGGACCUGGAGCGUCUGAUCAUCCAGUCCCACCCCAACUCCCACUUCAUGUUUCCCAAGUCGGCCAGUGAGGAGCAGGAAUUCGCGGAAGGCUUCGUCAAGGCGCUGGAGGAUCUCCACAAGCAGAACCAGCUGAGCGACGCGUCCCAGGAGCGGCUGGAGCUCCUCGGACCGCCCGGCGCCGCGGGGAUCCAACCCUCCGACCUGCCCGUCUACACCACCCUGAACGGCUAUGGGGCUCCGCUGGGCGCCGCCGUCCACUUCCCCACGGACACGCUCCCCUUCCCGCCGCCGACCCACGCGGCCGCGCUGUCGCGGCUCCAGCAGUCCGGCGGCGGCAUGAAGGACGAGCCUCAGACGGUGCCGGACAUGCAGAGCUGCGGGGACAGCCCCCCGCUGUCUCCCAUCGACAUGGACAACCAGGAGCGCAUCAAGGCGGAGCGCAAGAAGCUGCGCAACAGGAUCGCCGCGUCCAAGUGCCGCAAGAGGAAGCUGGAGCGGAUCUCCCGGCUGGAGGAGAAGGUGAAAACCCUGAAGACGCAGAACACCGAGCUGGCCUCCACGGCCAGCGUGCUGAGGGAGCAGGUGGCCCAGCUCAAGCAGAAGGUGAUGAGCCAUGUGAGCAGCGGCUGCCAGCUUCUCCCGAACCAGGUCCAGGCGUACUGACCUGGGAUCAGCUCUAUUACCCACAUCACAGACUCCUACUGCGCAUGCGCGCUCAUCCUGACCUUAUCUCCUGGAAAUAUCAGCCUGGAUUCACCAGGAAAUGACUUUUUUUAUUUA